Rhagoletis zephyria (snowberry fruit fly) is the source of this 1945-nucleotide messenger RNA. RefSeq names its product humpty dumpty (gene hd). Lineage: Eukaryota; Metazoa; Arthropoda; Insecta; Diptera; Tephritidae. The record is from RefSeq and is a predicted model, not a curated record. Gene Ontology annotation, biological process: nuclear DNA replication. Gene Ontology annotation, cellular component: nucleus.
CUGGAAAAACAAGUUUGCCGAAAAUUACGCGCGCAACAAAGGAAAAGUUGGAACAUCGCGAAAACAGCAGCUAUAGUAUUAAACACUAUUUAUUAUAUUUAGAAAUUUGAAACGAUCAGGAAAAUGUCCAUAGCUAAAGAGUGCAAUUCACAAAACUGGAAACAUCCAGAUGAGCUCAUCAAAUUGCAUCGGUUAAAACAGAAGAAAAAGCAGCUGGCUGCGCGAUUGAACCAAAAGAAAAGCUCUACUAGCGUAGAAAAGUUAAGUAAAGAUAAAGCAAGUUUACUGGAAGCUAAAAUUUCGCAAAAACGAAAAAAUCCAUUCGCAAUUAAAUCUGAGGAAACAAAACGAACACGUACCGAUACCACGCCACUCAUCGAAGAUGAUUCCCUCCUUGGAUUCGUUGAAACCCCACCCCCACAGAAGGAAACGUUUGUGCGCGAAACGCCUACACGUCCACCGCCUGCCAAAUUGGUGUUGCAGCCAUUUGACCCGAAAUCUUUCUCUUCUAUGCUACGUGCUACUACCGCCGUAGAUGAUGAUGAAGCUGCUUUGGAAGAACAGAAAAUAACUAAACAUCUGCCAAUGGACUGGACCAUUAAAACUCGAGUACGUAUUUUGUGUCGCAGUGAAUUGCCUACAACAACGCUGAAAACCAGCCAAUUGGCCAGCGGUUUGACGAGCUUCGUACGCUGUAUUGACACCCAGAAUACGCAAUGCGGCUUAGACAUCUCGCCAGCGACGCGUUUCAACCAAGCAACUUACUAUUGGCAACAUCCCCACAUUCCUUGGAUGACCCUCUUUCCACGCAAUUCCAAAAGUAACAAUGGUGUAUUGCUUGGAGAACGUGAGCGCAAAGCACUAGCGGACGAUUGGGAUUACAGUUUUAGAGGACUAUUUCAGCUGCUCCGUGCACGACAGUGUCCGUACUUUUACCUAUGUGCAAAUACAUUUACAGUACUAUUUCGCGCCGCUGGCACCGGGGGUUGUGUAGAAACACAUGCUCUUAUGUCGCCAAGUACACGCGGAAUACGUAGCGCCUUACGACAAGAGGGCAUAGAGUACACAAUGCCAUUGAAAAAGGAUAGCGCUUUAAAUAAGUCUGACGAAGGUAACUUUACGGAGGAGAGCAACAGCAUCGAUGCUGCCAGUGAUGCAAAGGAAACUAGCACUCUAGAUGAUACAACUCAACUACUGGUAGAUGACGAUGAAGAAGAUACCGAUAACUUUUUAGAAAAUCUGGAAGUUAAUGAUAAGGAUUUACGCAGAAUGCAAACUGCGCACAUACGUCGUCUGAAUGUUCAAGAGAUGUCCGAUGACUUCACCGAAAAUUCGCUUUUACUAAUAGAAGGCGUUGAAUGUCAAGGAUUCUUCAGCUUUUUGCUCAACGCUAAAAGCGCCAUUUCAAAUGUGGGAAAGUUAGCGGGCAUUCCACCCACACUACUUGCGCCGGUCGCUUUUCCCAAGGCCACAAUGCAACAUUUAGGUACUCGCUCGAGUAAGGUUCGUAUGGACGGUGUAGACUACAACAGCAUUGAAGUGAAAGGAGUUGUGCUACCCUCAUUCCUGCCGUAUGCCUGUCAUUUGCUAGGCGAAACGAAAGAUACAUUUAGCGCCACUCUUGCCAGCAACAAUAAUACAUUGGCAUUCAGCAAAGCUACCCAACGUUUGCUAGAACAUGCUGGGCCUGCCACAGAUGAAACAGAACAACCUAAGCAAGUCGACGAUGACGCUGCGGGACAGGUUUUCGGACAGGAAAACUUGUCAGACUGCGGACUGCUGCCCUCUGUUGUGGAGUGCAUGUGCCGCACGGGGCAGAAUGCAGUCACCCUCUUGGAGCGAGUGUGUUAUGAUAAAGAAUAUGGCUUCGCGUGGAGUUGACAACUGGCGGCCGGAGCUUAAAAACUAAAUAAUGGAUUUUAAAAUUAAGAGUUUAUACCAUUCC